This is a messenger RNA of Astrephomene gubernaculifera, 1590 nucleotides long. Lineage: Eukaryota; Viridiplantae; Chlorophyta; Chlorophyceae; Chlamydomonadales; Astrephomenaceae. The record is from the annotation of a GenBank genome assembly.
GCAGCAGGGAGAGCUAGGGGAGCUGUGCAACCGGCUGCAGGAUUUUGGAGACUACGAUCUGCUGCUGUCUGGGCUGCAUGAGAACCUGCCGCGGGUGCGAUUCAUGGACAUCAACCUCAGCCGCACCGCCGCGGCGGCGGAGGUGCUGGGGCAGGCGGACAUACUGCUCAGGUCCUGCCGCCGCACCGGCGACUUCUCCAGCCUGCGCUUCGUGCCGCCCUGUCUCGCUGCCGUACGCGCGCUCAUCGCCCAGCCCGAGCGGCCCCGCCACCUGAGCUGGCCGCGGCUGGGCGGCGAGGUGGCGCGGAGGGCCUCUGCGGCUGCGCAGCUGGUGCGCAGCUGGGCGAGUGCAGGAGGAGGCGGAGGAGCGGGGGGAGGAGGGGCGGACCCGGGUGUGCUGGCGGCGCAUGGGGCCGCGAGCAUGAUGCUGGAGUUGGCCCCCGCCCUGCGCACCCUGGUCUCCCAGCCGCCCCUCCGCGCCGUCGCCCCCAACAUGAUGAGCGCCGAGGAGCAGGGCGCGCUGCACCGCACCGCGCAGCUUAUGACGCACUACGGACUGAGGUACUGCUUCGAGUCGCCGGCGCCGCCGGGGCUGCUGCCGCUGCAACUGCCCGAGGUGGUGGCGCCCGUGCCAAGUAACGCCAUCAUUCUGGGGCUAACGGCGGAGGUGCAGAAGAACAUUGCUGCGACAAACGGCGGCGGUCCCGCUGCUGGCGGCGGCGGUUGGCAGCCCCGAAACCAGCAGCCGGGCUGGGCUGGCGGCGGUGGCAGGUUCGGCGGCGGACGUGGCAACGGCCCCGGCGGCGGCGGCGGGAACUACCCAGGCGGCCGUGGCGGCGGCUUCGGAGGUCGUACGGCACCGUACGGAAACUCUUCGUACGGACAAGGCCGCGGCGGCGGAGGUGGAGCAGCAGGACGGGGACCUGGCGGCGGCGCCGUCGUACAGUCGCCUCAAGCGGCGGCGGCGGCGACUCGUCUGGUUCCGCUGGUUCCCGCCAUUGACACUCUGCAUUGCUUCACGGCGUUUGAAGGCGGAGCGGCGGCGGGCGCCCGAGUGACGGUGCCACUGGUUGUACGGCAGAUGAUCUCGCAGCAGACGGAGAUCGAGGCCAUUCGGCGAGCUGAGGCGUUACGCAGUGCAGCAGCACCUACCAGCGGUCAACCCGAGGCCACCACCGCCGCCGUCAGCCCCAACAUGCGGCCACCAGGCAGCGGCCCAACCUCACCCACCGGCGGCCCAACCUCACCCACCGGCGGCCCAACCUCACCCACCGGCGGCCCAACCUCACCCACCGGCGGCCCAACCUCACCCACCGGCGGCCCAACCGCCGGCGUCGGCGGGGGGCCGUUGCAACCCGUGGCGCCGCCGCAACGUCAGAUGACGGGCCGAAUGCCACCUCCAAGCAACAAUGCAAACAAGAAGGGUUCGGGUUCCACCACGGGUACGGGCUCCGCGGCAUCCGGCGGUGGGGCAGGUGCGAAGCGCAAGGGCACAUGGAUGGACGCCUUCAAGCAGCAAGCGAGUGUCAAGGCUCGCGGCGGGGUGGGAGGCGGUGCAAGCGCGGGAGUGCUGGCGCGGAAGGCGGAGCA